AGACUCACUUGCAACCCCACGACCACCACUUAAUCCUCAACAUAUUGACGCGACAUCCACUAUUCGCUGUUAUACUGGUUGCAAAACGUACAACUGUUUACUCCUGCAUCGAAAAAGGCUGGCUCGAAGUCAGGCGCGACUUCUUCCGUGCAAUUGAUACCUGCAAUGGAUCUUUCAGAGCCGGGCGCAGGUUUGGACUAUAGCGUUGUCGACGUGAAUGCGCCAUUCACCAAGGCGGAGCGGCUACAGCAGCUAAGUGAAAUAGACCAGGACAUCGCAUCUCUUCUCGAAAAGGCCGGCCGGGUCAUCGGCUCGUUGAAACCCAACCCCGACUCCGCCCCUGACCCCUCUGCCGAACUACAAGAUCCCCCACAACUUUCUGCGUGCAAGGCCGCGACGGACGACUUCUUUGCGACUCUGCAAUCCGUCAACAUACGCCUCAAGCGUCAGAUCUACGGCCUCGAGGAGGCUGGCAUCAUCACACUGUCGCAGCCCACCAUCACCGCCGCCGGCAAGACCAAGCCCAAGGGUGAGCUCCCAACCAUGAUCAAUGCCAUAGUGCCCCCCGUUCAGCCGAACGGUGUCGGUGGUAUGGGUGCGGGCAACCUCGAUGUCGGAUGGCUCAACAGCAGGAGCAACAAGGUCGACCGCGACAUGGAGGCUGAGCUGUGGGCACGUGCCAGACAGCAUCUCGAAAGCGUCGCUGCUGCAGAUGCGAACGGUGCCGGUACGGCUGCUGAUUAUCCAAUGUCUGGCUGAAAGGUUUCAGUCAAUUCGGGACGACCUAUUUGUUCGUUCUUUACUCACUUCAUAUUUUCUUGCGUCUUUCCUACUAGAACUAGAACUAGCUAGUUCUAGUUGUUAUUGGGAGUAGAUGAUGCAUAUAUUUUCUCAACCUCUAGAUGUCUGGCAUUGGGAACACGGGCAUGGCGUUUCAGUUUUUUUAGUCGGCUUUUCUUAGAAAGAGAUACCCCUGGGUUAGCAAUGCAAUUUUUUUCUAAUUCACUGAAGUCUGCAACUAGAUUAUGUAUCUCCAGGGGUACUAAAAAAUAAAACAAAAAUAAAAAAACUUAAAGAUAUGGA
Pyricularia oryzae 70-15 is the source of this 1083-nucleotide messenger RNA. RefSeq lists its product as uncharacterized. The record is from RefSeq and is a predicted model, not a curated record. The transcript has 2 exons. Bases 166 to 759 code for a protein of 197 amino acids. Lineage: Eukaryota; Fungi; Ascomycota; Sordariomycetes; Magnaporthales; Pyriculariaceae. Gene Ontology annotation, molecular function: transcription coregulator activity. Gene Ontology annotation, cellular component: mediator complex. Gene Ontology annotation, biological process: regulation of transcription by RNA polymerase II.